This is a messenger RNA of Ustilaginoidea virens, 1332 nucleotides long. RefSeq lists its product as uncharacterized. The transcript has 4 exons. Lineage: Eukaryota; Fungi; Ascomycota; Sordariomycetes; Hypocreales; Clavicipitaceae. The coding region runs from base 1 to 1332 and encodes 443 amino acids. The record is from RefSeq and is a predicted model, not a curated record.
AUGCCCAAAGUCGCCGUCACAUGUUGGCGCCUGUUUGGUCAAGGGCUCCUCGUCCGUGUCCAUCGGGCCCGCCGCCAGUAUCCAGUACUUGGUGCGAUGCAUCGAAACUCGCCGGCCUUAUUUACGACACCCUGCCACGACUGCCACGACUGCCACGACUGCCCUACCCUCUCGGCAUGUUUUGCUCAGCAAGCGGCCGACACCCCGAGCAGCGGAUCGCAACAGUCACGGGCCAUCCAGUCCGACACGGUCCUGUUUGAUCCCUCGGGAUGUGGCCCCGGCCCCUCGGCUCCCGAACGGCCAGUCGGCCUCCUUCGACCAAGAGAGUCAAGUCUAGAGACGGAAUCAACCUCUUUUAAAACCACGUCUGUCUGUCUUGGGAACACUUGUUCCCCUCCCAACGUAGCUGCCAUGGCCCGACCCUCCAGGUUUGGCCAUCUCAUCCACCUUGUGCGCCGGCGCUCUCUCGUCAUCCAUACCCAUCUCCGCGAGUCCUUCGACGCCGGUGGAAUCUCAUCGCAGCCCCAUCCCGGCUCUCAGUCUGGCAUCCUACAAAAGACAGCCUGCGUCGCGGUGUCUUUCGUCCCAAACAGGGGGUGCCAGUAUUGUCAUUCAUCAGUUGGUUUUCCGGACCGGAGAAUCCAGCCAGCGGGCAAUAACGGGUCAUCGGCCGCGAAGCACCCUAUCCACGACAAGCAAAGCAAGCCAUUCUCCUCAAGACGUGGAAGCUUGUGGAGCGUCGUGUUUCCCGAAGCGCGGGGACAGGCCCGUCGGUCCCCGUCUUUUCACUUCAGAUCGCAGAGAAGCAGCUCCGAGAGAAGCCUAGGGGAAAUGCUAGGCAGCACCUGGGAAAUCGACCCCGACAUCCUCGAGGGGGGCAUCCAUGCAAUUCUCGCAGCUUGUCCAUGCCCAGGCAGUAGGGUGAUGCAGCCACCGGAGACGGCAACUGGGCUGGCUGGAAACACGCCCGACGCGACCGGCAUGGCUUGGAUGGGCAAAGAGUUGUCCUGGCACGAGCGGGGAUCGUGGAAUCCAACGCAAUCUACUCCGCAGCUGGCAAACGGACCCGGUUCCCCAAGGUCGAGCUGGAAAGAGACCCCCCGAUGUCGCAGCAGGGUCGCCUGGUUCCCUCGAGAUCACUUUUACUCCUCGUGUGCGGUCACCAAGGGUGCCUUCAAAGGCCCCCUUCAACGACCAUGGAAAAAACGCCGAUGGGUUGGAAUUGCCUCCACAGCGCAUGCGCCAACGGCUCUGCGGGAAGGAACAUCUAUAAAGAGAGUCGGAACUCUUGUCAGGCAGUGGAAAACUCGCACGUCGCGGCAAGAGAUGUAG